This is a messenger RNA of Trichobilharzia regenti, 3092 nucleotides long. The record is from the annotation of a GenBank genome assembly. Lineage: Eukaryota; Metazoa; Platyhelminthes; Trematoda; Strigeidida; Schistosomatidae.
GGUAGACCUUCUAAGUUCGUUUGACCUUGAAGUACUUUUUGAGUAUACUCUAGAUUACGGGUAAAACACUCAGAAAUGUUUUGUUCCUGUGACGCUUAUUUAAGUUGCUUCUGAGACAGUCGCCCAGAAAUAUAUGUUAUAAAUCUGGUAAUUUAAAAUUAUUGUAUGAUAUAGGCUGUUAUAUGUUAAUAUCCACUGGUGAUAUAUAUUUUAACACUGUGUUUUCGUUAUCCUUUGUACAGAGGAUUGCAUAUUUCUAACUGCGUGAUCUUAGCCAUAAUUUCUAGUUGCAUAAAAGGUAGUUGCUCUUCUAUAUGUAGCUACUGUGCACAACCAUAAAUCUUCGUAAUUGUAUUUUCCUAACUCCGAAAAAUCUGCACAGCCGGUUUGGAUUUGGUGUCACUUCUUUUCAUGAAGUGAGAUAAAUCGGAAAAAUUCGGAUUUCUGCUAACUAAGUGAAAUUUUGGCCUGUGGGAAGCGUAACAAUUUUUUUUGAAUUAUUUAUCAAAGUAUUUUUUAUUUAUGUAACUGUUAUAUAAAGAUUAUUCGGUAAUGCAGCUCAGAUGUGUAGACCUUGAAGAAGUAUUCAUGCCAAAUCUCAUCUCUUUCAGGGAACGUUUCACUUGCACUUGCUGCAUUUAACUAUCAUUUAUUGUGUUUGACCCUCCUGGUUCCCUUACAGGAGUAGCAGUUGGUUGACUGAAUAAUCAUUUCGUUAAUGCAAGUAACUUAAAACUGCCUGUUGUAGGUUUUUGGUGAAUGUGAUAGAAAUGGCGGUUUCUGGCGAGGCGAAACUUCUUGUGAAUUUCACUAUUUUGGCAUUCUCCGUGUUCGUUUCUGUAUAUAUGUCUUAUUUCAUCAGUGACCAGUUUAUCUACUACCGUUGUCUGUCUGAGGAAGGGAUCGAUUAUUGGUCAAUGAAUACAAACGAUUCUUCAGCUGGACGCGAAAGGGCUCAAAAGAAAACAGCUGUUAUUCAGUCUGUUAAAAAUUUUCUUGGCUUAGGCUUUGGAAUUUUGUCUACACUUUUUGUUGGUUAUAUGUCUGAUAAGCGUGGUCGGCGAUUUGCCCUUGGGAUCAUUUUGCUUGGAGAAGCAUUAAAAGUGCUGGCUGUUAGUGUUGUAGUGUUUUUCAAUCUGUCUCCAUGGGUUUUUGUAUUGUGUGAAAUAUUAGAAGGAAUAAUUGGAGGAGGAUUAUUAUCGGUUGCAGCACAGUUAGCCGCCUGUAUUGCAGAUAUAACCCACAGUUCGAAAUGUGUUGCUGUACCGGGUUCAAAUAUUGAUCAGAUGAAAUAUACGAGAAGAAUGAUAAAAAAGCGUUGGCUUUUAUUCACCUUACUUGAUGCCGUAAUCACUUGUGGGAUGGCUUUUGCGAAUGUACUAUCAGGUUUUAUGAUUGUGCAUUAUCGUUUCUAUGCAACUAUGUUAACAUGUAUCAGCUUUUUAAUUCCACUUCCAAUUAAUUUAUGUUGUAUGACUGAGACAAGUGUACAAGCUGUUCAAGUCGGUGUAACUGUUGUUGAAAAUUCAUCAAAUCAACUGUCUGAUAAUAUUUCAAUUAUUACAACAGAAGAUAAUGAACCACAAACAUCACAGGAUAGUUACUCUGUUCAAAAGAAUUCUAAUAAUGGUUGUAGGAAUAAGUUACGCGUCAUAUCAAAUUUACCUGCGACACACUUUAUAUUAUCUAUUAUAAUCUUCUUGUUUUCCAUCUGUGGAGUCACUGAUGUACCGUAUUUAAGUCUUUAUUUGAUGAGUGAACCUUUUCUUUGGAAUACACAAGCGCUCGGUUUAUUCGUGGGUUUAAGAGAUGUAAGCUGUACCUUCGCGUCUGUCUUGUGCGUUACUUUGGUUGUAAGACUUCAGAGGAAUCAGUUUUUGCAACAUAGACUUGAUAUCAAUGAUAAAGAUACACCGGAAUCUGUGUCUGUUUCAUUCAGGAGUAGUACAACUUUUAUGGAUCGUUUAAAGUCUGUGGAUCAGAUUGUUUUGAUUUUGUUGGUAUUUUUUGGAUUGGUCAUUUUCUGCGUUCAUCAAAUCAUUAUGGGCUUAGCGUUUAAAUUCCCAAUGUCAACAGCAAAUAUUGUGAUAUAUCUUGCUACAAUACCAAGAUUUACGAAGGGUCUUCAAAUACCCAUACUACGAACAAUGUUAUCCAAAUGGACAGAAGUUUCUAAACAAGGUUUAAUUAUGUCCAUAAUUGCGGUGAUCGAACGUCUUGGAAUUAUGAUCAGUGCUACAGUCCUCCCAUUGUAUAUGCUUCGACAAUAAGCGCAUUCAAAGGGUCUGUGUUUUUGGUUUGCGCCUGCAUAAGCUUCUUGGGAGCAUUGUUAGCUUUGAUCAUACCACUAUAUGCUCCAAGAGUAUCAGCAUGAAUUGUUGUCGCAGUGGAUACUGUUUUUUCUUCUGUCUAUCAGUUCCAAUCAUCACAGCUGAAUAAUAAUACUAUCUGAAUCAAUUAUUGUAUUGAGGACAAAGUGAAAUAAACCACCACUUAUUAUUAUUAUUUUCUCUCAUAAAUAUCAUUAUCUUUUAAGAAAAAAGACGGAAUCACCUCAUACAUUUUGUUUUCCAAUUUUGAUAAAUUUUCGUUCCCUUAUAUACGUUUAAAUUUUUUUAUUAACAAGACUGAUAGUUGAUUUACACUGUAAAAUAGCUUAUUUCGCUUUACAGGCUGUGCUUUUGUUGUUAUUGCUAUUGUUAUCUUCACAUUUUUGUGAUAAGCUAUAGAAGAAUGUGAUUUUAUUUUCUUCGAACAAAAUACCUAUCAGUGAUCAUAUGAUGUAUUAUGUAGACAGUCAUCUUUUACAACAGGAAUUUUGCUAAUUAAUUAACUGAAAAAGAAACAGUCUAGAUUAUUGAUGAAACACUGUUACCUUAGUAUAUUUUGUUUUCCUCGUUGACAGACAUCAGGGUGACCAGAAGAGCCAUAACAGUGAAAUCUUUGAAAGGAAUGUUCCCCCAAUAUUAUAUAACUAGUAUACAUUGGCCAGUUUAUUCCUUUCAGUUAGGUCUCUCUGUCUGUUUUCGACAUAAAACUUUGCACCGAUGUGCGGCAGUUCAAGUCACCACGCUCCAUGUAACACACAAAGC